UUGUCUCUGUUUACCCUCCACUACAACCCUGGUUGUCUCUGUUUACCCUCCACUACAACCCUGGUUGUCUCUGUUUACCCUCCACUACAACCCUGGUUGUCUCUGUGUUUACUCCAGAGCGGACUGGCCACGGGACCUGUGUGCCUCUACCUACUUCCCAAAGUUCAGGAACGGGUGGGAGCCCCCAGCUGAGCUGUUCAGGACCUCCCCAUGGGAGACAGAGGGAUUAGGGGAACCUCCCAUGUCCUUCAUGUCCCACCCCAUGUCCCCACACAAGUCAGAAGAGUUUUUUGGAACCCAGUCUUCCAGCUCAUCAAAUGGGUCCUACAAUGGUCUGGCGUCCUCGUCCCGUAAAUAUGCUAAGAUCUGCUACCACUUUGUGGCCCGCAACGCCAACGAACUGUCAGUACUGCAGGACGAGGUGGUAGAGGUGAUAGAGGACGAUAAACAGUGGUGGAAAGUGAGGAACAGGAGCGGCCAAUCAGGAUACGUCCCCUCCAACGUCCUGGAAGUGGUCACACUGGAGGAACCACACGGCAUGGCUGAACCCCUCUAUAGCCAGGCUGGCCAGCCCUUACAGCCCAACCUCUCCCUCCAGCUCUCUAGGUAG
Oncorhynchus nerka (sockeye salmon) is the source of this 610-nucleotide messenger RNA. RefSeq names its product epidermal growth factor receptor kinase substrate 8-like protein 2. Bases 242 to 610 code for a protein of 122 amino acids. Gene Ontology annotation, biological process: positive regulation of ruffle assembly; regulation of Rho protein signal transduction; Rho protein signal transduction. The record is from RefSeq and is a predicted model, not a curated record. The transcript is spliced from 5 exons. Gene Ontology annotation, cellular component: ruffle membrane; plasma membrane; vesicle. NCBI's taxonomy places the organism in Eukaryota, Metazoa, Chordata, Actinopteri, Salmoniformes, Salmonidae. Gene Ontology annotation, molecular function: actin binding.